Molecule: messenger RNA, 468 nt
Organism: Schistosoma rodhaini
Lineage: Eukaryota; Metazoa; Platyhelminthes; Trematoda; Strigeidida; Schistosomatidae
Source: the annotation of a GenBank genome assembly
AUGCCGUUUAGUACUACUGCUGGUCCUCCUCCUCCUCUUACUACUACUACUACUACUACUACUACUACUACUACUACUACUACUACUACUACUACUACUACUACUACUACUACUACUACUACUACUACUACUACUACUACUACUACUACUACUACUACUACUACUACUACUACUACUACUACUACUACUACUACUACUACUACUACUACUACUACUAUAUACUACUACUACUACUACUACUACUACUAUAUACUACUACUACUACUACUACUAUACUACUACUACUACUACUAUACUACUACUACUACUACUACUACUAUAUACUACUACUACUACUACUACUACUAUACUACUACUACUACUAUAUACUACUACUACUACUAUACUACUACUACUACUACUAUAUACUACUACUACUACUACUACUACUAUACUACUACUACUACUACUACUACUACUAUGGAUUAA